AUGCAGUGUCAUCUGGCUCUCGUGGCAGGGGCUGCCUCUGUGCAGCGGUAUGCUGUUUUGGCGGUUUCGCCGCCGUUAUGCAGACUGGACCUCCCCCACCCCCUUUCAUUUCAGGAUGGUGGGAUAACGAAGCACCGAGACUGCUCUUUCCAUCCUGAAAUGAAAGGGGGUGGGGGAGGUCCAGUUGGUUCAGGUGAGAUCCGUGAGUCAGUUUGGCUUCUGCCAAGAGCAAGCGGAAAGGACUCCAAGCUGGACCCACUCACCACAGCUAUGACUCUGAUAAACAGGUGCCUCCCUAACAGGUUGGAGAGCGCACCUAUUGGACAAACAAGCCCAAGAAAUAUGGUCCCUGCAUUAGGUUCAGGCAAUUUAUUGGAUUUUGAUUUCAUUUCCGCUGAGAGUUCUCGCACUAGCAAUAGCACUUCUGUGUUAUCUGAUGGCAGUCCUUCUUCAUCAGUGGCGUUGUCAAAUAAAUAUGGUAGAUCUUAUCAGAAACGACGUAAUUCCAAAGACGGGAGAGGUUAUUACGAGUCUUCUACGUCUGGCAGUCAACAAUCAGAAAGUGAUUUAGGAUCAGCGGAAUUGCAAAAACAGGUAUCACCGCAAGGCAUGAGGGCACGCCACCGUCAUCGCAUUGUAAAACCGCAAAUGUCUGCGAACAAAGUUGAAGACAAUGGCAAAAUGCGUGUUGACGCAUUGACGCCAAUAACAGAAAAUCUCCACAGUGAAGGAGAUAUUGAAGAAAUGUCUCUGUAUAUCAGGCGUCUUCCAAAAGGAGCUCGGGGAAGCACUUGUGGACCCCAACCACCACCAAAAACUUCACUGCCUAUGGAUACGUACACUAGGAAUCGCAACAAAUCACAUAAGUACCAGAGUCCUCAUAGAAGUCCCGAUGGAAGCAGCAAUAAUUCGCUGACUAAAAGUCCUCGACAUAUCACCCGUUUUGAAUCACCAAGUGGUAAGGAAUUAAAUAAAAGUAGCAAGAGUGGUGGCGCCUUGACCCAGCAGUCAUACGCCAGCAUGACACAUGCCACUUCAAUCUCAGCAAUGAGGCAGCUUAGUGAUGGAGCAAAGAAAAGGGAGUCGCAUCCAGCCUGCAAAGGACCGGAUUUUAUCAAGACAAUGUUUAACGUUCACUCUCAGAGUCCGUUAGUUGCACAUUUUCUAAAUCAGAAAGGUCUACGAUACGAUGUUGGUACAAACGUAGUGGUGCAGCGAACGGAAGUUAGAAAUUUGCCUCCAUAUCCUUUUAUUUUUGCGUGA
Molecule: messenger RNA, 1263 nt
Organism: Saccoglossus kowalevskii
Lineage: Eukaryota; Metazoa; Hemichordata; Enteropneusta; Harrimaniidae
Source: RefSeq, a predicted model, not a curated record